GUGUUCUCUGGCGUUCGCGCCUGCUGGUGUCGCCUUCUCGUCGGCGGCACCUCUGGCGCGCCUGCAGAAGGUCACCCCACGGCAUCAGAAGGCUGAGAGCAUCGUGUCGCACUACGAGGAGGAGGGCUGCCCCACGGCGUCGGAGGACACCAUGCAGAGUGUCGAGGCCAUCGUGUCGCGGACGCUUGGCGUCGAGAGGACGAGCGUGGGGCCGGAUUCGACUCUCUCGCAGUUGGGCGCAGAUUCGGUGGACGUGGUGGAGGCAGUGUUGUCCCUGGAGGAGUGUUUCAACAUCGAUUUGGGCGACGCGGUGCUGGACAUCGAGCUGCCGACCCCUGAGACCGCGAAGUUGAAGAACCUGCGGGACAUCGCGGACCUCAUCCAGUGCGAGACCGUCGGCGGCGGCUGGGGUGGACAGGCCCAGGCCACCCUGGUCAGGCCGGGCACCUAUACGAGAGCUGCGGCGUCCAGCCGUUGGCGCGGCCCCGCCGCGCCCCUCGUCGGCACGCCGGUCAUGAACCCCGAGUACGACUUCCUGUUCAAGCUGCUGCUCAUCGGCGACUCGGGCGUCGGCAAGUCCUGCCUGCUGCUGCGCUUCGCGGACGACACCUACACCGAGAGCUACAUCAGCACCAUCGGCGUGGAUUUCAAGAUCCGCACCCUGGACCUCGACGGCAAGACGGUGAAGCUGCAGAUCUGGGACACCGCCGGCCAGGAGCGAUUCCGCACCAUCACCAGCAGUUAUUACCGCGGCGCCCAUGGCAUCAUCGUCGUCUACGACGUCACCGAUAAGCAGUCGUUCGAGAACGUGAAGCAUUGGAUGCAGGAGAUCGACAAGUACGCCGCGGACGGCGUCAACAAGCUGCUGGUGGGCAACAAGUGCGACCUCUCCUCCAAGAAGGUUGUUCCCUACGACGAGGCGAAGGAGCUCGCGGACGCCCUCGGGGUGCAGUUCAUGGAGACGAGCGCCAAGAACGCCCACAACGUGGAGCAGGCCUUCCAGACGAUGGCGGGCGAGAUCAAGAGCCGCGUGGCCUCGCAGCCGCAGAGGGGGGCCGCAGGAGGCAACGCCACCAACCUGGGGGCCGGCCGUCCGGUGAAGGCCGCCGGCUGCUGCGGCUGA
Molecule: messenger RNA, 1123 nt
Organism: Prorocentrum cordatum
Lineage: Eukaryota; Dinophyceae; Prorocentrales; Prorocentraceae
Source: the annotation of a GenBank genome assembly